Lycium ferocissimum is the source of this 1309-nucleotide messenger RNA. RefSeq names its product putative B3 domain-containing protein REM15. The transcript is spliced from 9 exons. The record is from RefSeq and is a predicted model, not a curated record. Gene Ontology annotation, molecular function: DNA binding. NCBI's taxonomy places the organism in Eukaryota, Viridiplantae, Streptophyta, Magnoliopsida, Solanales, Solanaceae. Bases 374 to 1309 code for a protein of 311 amino acids.
AUCACUUCAACCUGAAGAAAAGAAGCCUAAUUUGGAUGCUAAAAGAGCUUCCACUCAAGAAAAAACGAGCCCCAGCAGAGAGUCAUCAGACACGUCUUCUUCCUAUUCAGAAGCUACCAUUCACAAGUCUUUUGGUCUUUCUCGUUUUGUAUGCACUAUUAGACCAUAUUGCCUUAAAUAUGGCUAUUUGUGUGUUCCUCAACAUUUUGCAAGUGCAAAUGGUCUCAUCAACAAGAAGUAUGAUUUGUGUAUAAGAGAUGAAAGGCAAAGGUCGUGGAAUUUAAAGUUAAGUUCUUGUAGAGCUCAAGUCUUUAUUGGGGAUGGAUGGCGUAACUUCAUUGCUGACAAUUGCUUAAAGGAGGGUGAUCGUGUUAUGUUUAAGGUUGUUACUGAUGGAGAGGCGCCUGUAUGGAAAUUUCAUGUAGUUACUGAUGCAGAAACUCCAAUAAGGAAAUUUCAGGCAAAUGCUACAGAAAAGCCAAAGCCUCACGUCAUGUCAUCACACAAGGAUUUCCCCGAUGUAGAAGCAGCUAAGGACAUGCCUCUGGGUCGCCCUCAUUUUAUUUCUACCAUCAAGCCCAGUUGCUUUUCAAAGUAUUUGUUUCAUGUUCCAAAACUAUUUGCACGGGAAAAUGGCCUCAGAGACAGGAAAUGUAGGAUAACGAUAAGAGAUGAGCAAAGGUCAUGGGCGUUUAAGCUAUAUGACAGUGCAGGCAGCACUUUCAUUGGAGGUGGAUGGAAUAAAUUUUGCGCUGCUAAUUUCUUAAAGGAAGGAGAUCCCAUAAUGUUUGAGUUGUUUCCCAAGGGAGAGAAACCUGUACUGAAAUUUCACGAUUUGAGAGCAAAUGCAUCACUUCAGCCGAAAGCAAAGAAGCCUAAUUUGGAUGCCAAAAGAGUUUCCACUCAAAGCCUCAGCAUUGAGACCUCAGAUAUGACUGCUCCAAAAGCACAAGUAUCCACUUCAACAUCUGCUAAUGCUAACCCUCAUUUUAUUUCUACUAUUAAGCGUUACGCCAUCCGCAGACCCUUUUUGUAUCUUCCAAUCGCUUUUGCAAAAUCAAAUGGCUUGUUGAAUCGACGUUGUGAGAUGAUUCUCAAAGAUGAGAAACAGAGAUCAUGGUCGGUGCAGCUACAACCAAGGGGACUUAAAUUUAUAAUUAGCAGGGGAUGGACAGAAUUCAGGAAAGCAAAUGAUGUCCAAUUAGGAGAUACUUAUAAGUUUGAACUCAUCAACAACGGAACAAUACCUGUAGCGUAUUUCCAUUGUAAAUAUCCUGGGAAGGAUACAGAGCCUGAGAGAAGCCCUUGA